AUGUCUAAGGGUGGAAUGUGGGCCAAGUCCAUCGCAGGUGGCAUCCUAUUCUGUAUCGGCGGUCCUGCCCUUGUUCAAUAUAUUCGUCCGACAGACGCAGAGCUCGUCAGUCGAUACAAUCCCGAUCUUCAGAAGCGCAGUGCCGAGCAGGGUGACCGGAAGGCCCAAGAGUUCGAUGAUUACGUAUCAAAGUUGAAGGAAUGGUCAAAGUCGGACAAAUCAAUCUGGUAUGCGGCGCAAGAAGAGCAGGAGCGCGAAAAGGCGCAGCGUGCGGCAGAGCGUGCUCGGCAAAAGGAGGAAUCGAGGAUACAGCGGGAGGAGAUGCGCAAAGAACUGUUGGGCGAUAAAUAG
Molecule: messenger RNA, 351 nt
Organism: Penicillium oxalicum
Lineage: Eukaryota; Fungi; Ascomycota; Eurotiomycetes; Eurotiales; Aspergillaceae
Exons: 3
Coding region: 1-351 (116 amino acids)
Biological process (GO): mitochondrial respiratory chain complex III assembly
Cellular component (GO): mitochondrial membrane
Source: RefSeq, a predicted model, not a curated record